This is a messenger RNA of Naegleria fowleri, 1662 nucleotides long. RefSeq lists its product as uncharacterized. NCBI's taxonomy places the organism in Eukaryota, Heterolobosea, Eutetramitea, Acrasida, Naegleriidae. Bases 1 to 1662 code for a protein of 553 amino acids. The transcript has a single exon. The record is from RefSeq and is a predicted model, not a curated record.
AUGAAAGUCUUUCCGUUGUUGCUGCUGCAGUGUGUUGCUAGUCUUUUCAUGGCUCAUGUGUUGAGCCUCUCCCAUCAUCAAGAUCUUCACUUGGUACACGCUCAACAACAACAACAAGAGGUAGAUUGGAGUUCUCUCACCUCCUCUCAGUUGCAUGCUCUUUCUCCGAGUGUUUUUGAAACAGCCAGUGCUUUCAAUAUUUCACAAAUUCCAUCCGAGGCUUGCAGUGGAUUUCGUUCCGAUCAAUUGAACCAGUUGAAUGGGGCAGCCUGUGCUGGUUUCAUAUCUACGGAUUGUUUUAUGAACAUCUCGGGAGAAGCCUUCUCAGGUAUUUCCUCGAAUUGUUUAAUUAAUAUUCUGCCUUCCACCAUCAAAGUCUUAACAUCGGAUCAAUUGAGGAAUAUUCCUGCAAAUUCAAUGAUUGGACUCACUGCCACACAACUCAGUGUUUUGAACCCAGAUACUUGUAUUGGAUUUUCAGCAGCUCAAAUUUCCAAUCUGCAAUCAUCGCCCAUGUUUGAUAGUUGUUACGGAUUUAGUGAGGGAUGUUUUUUGAAUUUACCUUUAACGAGUUUGAAUGGAAUGAGUUAUUCAUGUUUGGCAUCCAUUCCGAAAAUGACUUUAAUUCGAAUGGAUUCCUCACGUUUUGCUUCACUCUCCAUGGAUACCAUUUCAAGUUUAAAGCCUGAUCUUUUCCAAUUGUUUUCAGGAGAGACAUGUGCUGGUUUCAAUGACAAGUCACUCUCUGUACUUCCCUAUGAUACCUGUCGAGCAUUUACAGAGAUGUGUUUUUCAUACAUGACACCACAAGCCAUUCAAGGAAUGCAGCCAUUGUGUUUGAGAAGUGUUCCUCGAAAGAGUUUGAGAGGGCUUGAUGCAGAUCGUAUACGAAUGUUGCCAAAUUUUGCCCUUAGUUUAGUGAAUCCAGAUCAAAUUAGUGAGCUUUACAUGUACAGACGAGGUGACAUAUUGAAUGGUCUUACCCUGUCACAAGCUCAAGCGAUUUCAACCAACACAAUUUCAGUCCUCAAGACCAUGUUUCUCAAUGGGGACUUGUUGGCCAAUGACAAUCUUCCACAAGAUUUUAGAAGAAUGAAUUGGUUGCACUUGAGUUCCACUGCUUCAGCCUAUACGAGUGCGAAAAUUACUCCAAGCUCAAUCAUACACAUGCCAACCUUUACGUUUGUUGGUUUUUUAGGAAUUCAAAUUCAACAAUUACCUGGCAACAUCUUUGAGAAUGCGACCGAUGGUCAAAUAAGCGCUUUUGAUUGUGAAGCUCUCAGUGGUUUAUCAGCGACACAAAUUUCAUUCUUGUCACCACGUUUGAUGUGCAUUGUGCAACCUAAAUUGUUUGAAAAUUGUGUCAAGACGAGCUCAAUCAUUGGCGUUACUACGGAGCAAUUUCUCGAAUCAUUCUCUUGUGGUCAAUUAUCGCUCUCAUGUCCUCAAUUCCAUGCUCUCUCCAAAUCACAAUAUAAUUUUUUGGUCUUCAUGAACCAGACCAACCAUCUCAUUGAUACAUGCGGUCCCAAUGUUUACAGUUCUGGCUCCUCAGUCAAACCACACCCCUCUCACUCUUCCGCUCACACAACAGCAUUAUUUUCGUGUGGGUUAUUAUUAUUUAUUUGGAUGCUUCUCAUUACUUUUUCCUUUAUUCAUUAA